This is a messenger RNA of Podarcis lilfordi (Lilford's wall lizard), 13040 nucleotides long. NCBI's taxonomy places the organism in Eukaryota, Metazoa, Chordata, Lepidosauria, Squamata, Lacertidae. The record is from the annotation of a GenBank genome assembly.
AUGGAAGAAGCGGGAAAUAAUGGGACAUUGGAUCCUGUCUGUUCUGCAAAUGAACGUCCAUACUCACAAGUAAUAUUAGAAAGUAAGUUUAUUCACUGUUGAGAACAACGUAAGUCUGUGUGAAUAAAUCCUUUUUGGGGUUGUUUUUUUUACCAGAUUAAUCAAACUGGUGUGUGUGUGUGUGUGUGUGUGUUAAUGAGAAGCUUUUUCUUUCACUGUUGUUCUGGACUGACCUACUUUUUAAAUGGCAUUUGAAAUGAGGAGGACACAUUAAUGUUCAUCAGAAAGGCUUAAAGGCAAACUUAAUCUAGUGUUGAUGAAUGCAUAAUGACUUUGAAUGGCAAAUUUAUUCACCUGUAACUUUAAAAUUAAAAAGAGUUUCAACCACAAAAACAGAAAGAUGCUUCUUUCUAGCAGGGCUCGUGCAGGAAGAAUUCCAAACAGAUAUAUGAUUGUUGAUGAUUAUGAUAAUAUUAUUUUAUUUAUUUCAUAAAAUGUAUAUACUGCUUGAUUGUAAAAAAAACAACACUCACAGUGAUUCACAAAAUGAUAAAAUAAAAUAAAAAUUACAACCAUACUUUAAAACAUAAAACAAAAGUUAAAAUACUAAAACAGAUUAAAAUCACCUCAACUUUCUAAGCAUCUAGGUAAGCUAGUUUAAGAAGAGUUUGGAUUUGAUAUCCCGUUUUAUCACCACCCGAAGGAGUCUCAAAGUGGCUCACAAUCUGCUUUCCCUUUCUCCCCCACAACAAACAUUCUGUGAGGUGAGUGGGGCUGAGAGACUUCAGAGAAGUGUGACUAGCCCAAGGUCACCCAGCAGCUGCAUGUGGAGGAGCGGAGACGCGAAGCCGGUUCUCCCGAUUAUGAGUCUAUCGCUUCUUCCAAUCUUCAUCCAACGUCUCUUCCUCCUGGUCUCGGGUUUUGUCAGUCCUUUCUAUCCCAUCCAUCUAGUUCAUUAACCUGGUAACCUUAUGUCCGAGGCCCUUAAGUCUCUUCCAUGUCCCUUCCGCAGAUCUUCUUCAUAUUUAUACCUGUACUUUACUUUGUCUUCUGCUCCUUUCACUCGUGGAGACUCCAGCUUGUCAAUAUUUUUGUCCCUUCUCGACAGAUCAGCCCCUUUUCCAUAGUCCACAUUGAACUCCAUGUGGUAUUUAAAAGCAUGUUUCAAGGUCCCUCCAAGGUUGGGGACCCCCACAACUCCAAACUCCUCCCGGCCCAACGCCAGAUUUGAAAAUUCAAAACAUCCCUGCAUAGGGGGGGUCUAUCCAGCCCCCCAUCUCCAAGCCGAACAAGACUUUAUCUCUCCAAAUCUGGCUUUUUCCAGGUUCAUUCGUCAGAUCCAACAACUCAUGUUCCUGCUGGGCCACAGUUCCCUCCAUCUCUGCCUCCCGAGGUCCAGCCACAACCUCCUCCCUCAUCUGAUCUGUCAGAGCACACUCCUGAAUUGAUUCCUGAGUGGGUUCUAUAUAGAUACCCACUACCUGUCCAAAAUUUCUGAUCGCAUCAGUCAUCAAAUCCGUCUUCUCAUGUAACUGUUCCAAUAAAGCACUUGUUUUGCAGAAAGCACGCACCAGAGCCUCCGAGUACAUUGUUGUGCAAGGUCAAAGUCUGAUCCCACGAUCUUAAUCUAUUGCAGCUGCAAAGCUCCCCAGUUCAGAUUAAUAACAGUUUCACAAGCUCCCUCUAGGGGAAGAACUUCUAUUUGUAUCCAUCUCUCUCUCUCUCUCUUUUUUUAAAGCAGAUCUAACAACAAAGUUUCCUUUUUCAGAUAUUUUGUCAAUAUUUUGUUCCUUUUAACUGCGAAGGAGAACAAUGGAAUCACUAUGUUUCUCUUCUUUUAACUAUCUGUUAAAAACGUUUGUCUGUAGUCAAUGAACUUCCCGAAAACGUCUGUCCUGACACCCCGCUCCCAGGUUCAAGACGGUGGAAAAUUGCUUUUCUUUACACUCUCUUCUGCAGGUUUAAACAGUCCAGAAAAAAUCCCCCCUCUUCUCCUGCUUCCAAAGGGGGUUCAGUAAUUUUAAAUGAUGAAAGUUGAUCCUUUACAAACGAUUUUCUAAACUCUAGCUUGCCAUGUCUUUGCUUUAAUCUUUCUACAAAAAGCGGAAGACUGACUUCCUGUUUAGACCUUCCCGCUUCAGUGCCAAAUUAAAAGGAAUUUCUUAGUCCAAUUUUCCGUUCUACUCACGGGUCGUUGUUUAGAGUCCAAUUGUCCAAAUUUAACCUACUCACGGGUAGUUGUUUUUGUAGCCAGAUUGUCACAGGAAAAAGGUAGCGCUUUCCGGUAACGGCUGUGCGGCUUCGCUCCAUGGAAGAAGCAGUUGACUCUCAGCACCGCGCCGCUUGCCCCGCUUCGCUCCGGAGCCCGUAAUUGGGUUCCUUUACAAAUUGGGGGGGGCGCGCGAAAGGUGCCCGCCGAGUCCCACGGUCACAGGCUUCACCCGCCUGUGAUUUUUUAAAGGGUCCCCGCUUCGCCGUAGCGGAACAGACCCGAUUUCCGUAGAGCCAGUCCCUCCGGAUCAGAGGGAGUCCGCCAUUACCGAUGAUGCCACCCCGGAAGUCCCCUCCACCACACUGGCUCUCUAAACAGGAAUACUUUUAGCAGGCACAAAAAAGAGUACAGUGGAGGUGCCUGAUUGAUUUCAAUAGGCAAGGAGUUCCGGAGUUCAGGUGCUGCCGUACGAAACAAAUGCGGAAUGGGCAAUAUGUGUGAUAACGCUAUUUAUUAGUCACUGUUCUCAUGGGAAUGAGCAACUGACACUGAUCAGAAAUGGGGAACUUUAGGUGUGUGGAUCAAAGCAGGCAUUUCCCACAGUGCCUCUGUCUUGUAUGAGCGGUUCCACCUGCUAGAAAUUAAGUGUCAAAGCUUUCCUGCUGUUCUCAAGUAUGGGGUCAUGUGGACACAGAGAAUGGCAAGGGAAAGGGAAAGUUUAAAACUUCUUGAACUAUGAUAUGACAGCAGUACAGGAAUGAAUGUGUAGUUGUGUAUAGACACUAAAGGCACAACUAGCCUCAGUGUGGGACACCUGCACUUAGACUCGUCCGCACAUUUAUUUAUUUUUUAAUGAGCUGAAUUUAUUAGGCUCUGCAAUGCUGUGAGCAAUACUGGGGUGGUGUCUGGAAGGGCUGCAUUUUUCCUGGAAUCAGAGCCCGUAGUUACGGCACUGGGUCUGUUUAUCUGGAAUCACAGUCACAGUUUACUGCCAAUUAAUCAGUGUCAAAGCAUUCUUUUUUUUUUUUUUAAAGGUCAUUCUCAAAACAUCCUGUUAAAAAGAUGUGGGGUUGCCCUUUGGUUCUAUAGCAAUCUUGAUGGGUGUUACUGACUAGGAAGAGAUAUCACAGAUUAGGAGAGAGCCAAUAGCUCAUAUUUUAGUGGUGGCAAAGUUCCAAAUUGCAGCAAAAUGGAAAAAUAUAAAGCCCCUAGCAAUGAAGGAAGAAGAUAUGAUUCAAUUGAUGCAAAAGCUUACCAAGAAUUUGCAUCAAUGAAUUUACAGAUAUCAUACAGCAAAUCCCAGAUAUAAUUAUGACUGUGUAGAACAAUUGUUCCUGAUUCUAGAUGUAAUUGACACAGCUAACUAGCAAUACAAGAGAACUAUGAUUCUCUUUGAUAGCAGAUAGUGUGGGGAGGAGAGUGUACAUCUGUCUGUCGGUCGGUCGGUCUAUCUACUUGUUACUGAAUUAUUUUGCACAUGCAUCCAAACAGGUACAUAGUCUACUAUUCCUGAUUAUACCAAAUUUUAUUCCUUUAUUUUUUAAAAAAAUACUAAUUAAAAAUUAUAGCCAUUACUAAACUGUGUUUGUGAUUUUAAGCACUUAAAAAACAAAUAGGCAUGGUGCUUCAUUAAUGUGAACAUUUUUGGCCAGAAAAGCUCAAGUAAAAGAAAGAGGGAGGGUGAAUUCAGGCAGCCAAUGUACCAUGUGAUAAAUGUGGGGGAACUGCACUUGUUUAUUAAAUGUGGACCUAAGAUGGCCGUGGCUGCUUUUGUAGUGUUCUGUGGUUUCUGUGUGGUCCUACCCCUAGUUAUAUACUCAUUCUGUAGCUACAGAGUGAAGACCUAAGUUCUACCUUCCCCACAAUGCAUUGCAUUGAUCCACUACCAAUACUUCCUUGUUCUUCCUCUAUGGAACUUGGUUGUUUAGCCUCUUCCCACAUUCUUGUAUUAAUACAUACUGAUAAUGGAGUAUGUAAUAUGGGUUUCCAAAUCCUUUUCACCCUGUAACAGCAAUGCCUCAACUGUUUUUUCCCCUAGAGGUGGCGUGCUGAAACUGGAAAUGAGCCCUACCAGGAGAAAAAAAUACAUAAUACAGCCGUACCUUGGAAGUCGAACGGAAUCUGUUCCGGAACUAUGUUCGACUUCCAAAACGUUCGGAAACCAAAGUGCAGCUUCUGAUUGGCUGCAGGAGGCUCCUGCAGCCAAUCAGAAGCCCCGGAAACCCCGUUGGACAUUCAGGUUCCAAAGAAUGUUCACAAACCAGAACACUGACUUCCAGGUUUGCGGCGUUCAGGAGUCAAAACGUUCAAGUACCAAGGUGUUCGGGAUCCAAGGCAUGUCUGAAUGCCAAACAAGCCUUUAUCCCUAGUUUCAGCUAAGACCAGCUAGAAACAUUCAUCUCUUUCUCUCUCGCAUACACACACACACACACACACACACACACACACACACACUGCUACUGUCUCUCAUGGCCCUGGAUUGUGAAUUAAGGAUAUGCUUACCUUAUAUUAAGCAUGCUUGCUUGCUUUUACCAGGCUGAAGUAUUCCAUUUCUUUAUGUGCUGCAGCUUGUUGUUUACAUUUGCCACAACUCUUUAUCCUUUCAGGCCUUGAUUUGACAGGAAUAUUGCUCUUUGGUAUCCUGACUUUAAUGACACUGACUGCUGACCUGGUGUUUGUGGAGGAAGUCUUCUAUAUCUACCGCAAAAUCCCACCCUCCAAAAGAUCCAUUUUUAUUUGGAUAAAUGCAGCUGCUCCAGUAAGUUGAAUAAAUAAAUUAGUUGGGUUGGGGCAACUGGCUAAAAUGUUUUUAAAUGUUUUAGAGUUCUAAUUUUGGUUCCUCUGUUUUGUUUUUGUCGGGUUGGUGUGGGUUAUAUGUUUAGUUGGGGUUGGCGGUUAUUUUAAUUUGAGUAUAACAGCAAGCUGUUUGUUGUUAUUGUUAUGAUGUUGUUGAUGUUGUUGGUGUUGUUUUCUUCUAUUGAUUUAUUGGUUUGUUUGUUGCUUGUAUAGGAUAUUUUGUUUUUUAAUAUUUAAUGUUCUGUUGUGUUUUUAUAUAUGUUAUAAGCUACCCUGAGUGGCUGGGUAAACCCGGUCAGAUGGGCAGGAUAUAAAUUAUUAUGAUUAUGAUUAUUAAAUUACACUAAAGAUGGAAAACCCUAUUAGUACUCACGUAAGGGCAUCCAGAGAUGACCCUAUUACUGGGUCUCUGGUAAUGCCUUCCUUUUAGGGACAGGCAGCAGCAUACAUUAUUUGCAUGCAGAAAUUCUCAGGUCCAAUCCCUGGCAUCUUCAGCUAAAACUGGAGUGGGGAACCAUCAGACCCAGAGGCCAAAUGUGGCCCUCCAGCCCUCUUUACCCAGCUGCUAAGACUCUGCCCAAGCGACACACACCCAGGCAAUAUCUCUCACUGGCGUUGCUCUCAGCUCUCUUUCAGUGAUUUCAUGUGGCUGGAAAGUGCUCUUGAAGUGUGUUAAUAUCUCUUGCUUGCUUGCCUGGAUGGAUGGAUGGAAAACAAAGAACCGUGUGUCUGGCCACAUCCACUUUUACCACACCCAACACUGGCAUGCAGCACUCAGAAGCUUGCGCACAUGGGAAGGCGGCCCUCAGGCUGAAAUAGGCUUCCCACCCCUGAGUUAAAACAAUGAAUAGCCAAUGACUCUGGACUACUGAUGCCAAUCAGAGUAGACAAUACUGGCCUACUUGGACAAAUAAUAUGAUAAAUUACAAUGCCGCUUCCUAUGAUGCCACUUGGAUACUGGGCUUCCCCAGGUAGGGCUUCUCCAGCUGAUGUUUUCUGAAGGAAAAGUUCUUUAGAAAGAGCUCUAAUCUGAUGUUCUGAUCUGAUGCCUAACUCAAGACUAGAUAAUAUUGAAUUGUGUCUAAAUCUGAACUGAAGGGAUAUUCAUUUAGAAGAUAAUAGAUUCCCCCACCCCCUGCCCCCAAAUCUACUUACGGUAGUUAAUAAAUAGGUUUUGCCCUGAAUGUUCCUCUCUCUUUCCAGGUGAUUGCCACUACGUCAUGUAUUGGGAUGUGGAUUCCUCGCUCAACAAUGUUUACAGAUUUUACUGCAGCAGUGUAUGUUUUCUCUAUCUUUUUAGAUAUGCAUUUACCCGUCUGUUUCCAUUUUUAGGCAAAAUGUUUCCAGCAUUAAGGAGACAAAUAGUUAUCUUGUAUUUGUAGGAACAGCCCUUUUGUUAAAAUAGAAUCCUUUAUCAGUUUUUUUUUGCAUGAGGAGAAUAUACUGUUAACUCAGACUUUGAUGAUAGUGUAGAAACUAAUAAUGGCACCGACUAGAUAAAAGAAUGGAAUGUUAAAUGUGUGUGUGGGGGGGUGUAUUCUUUAGUUUGUGCACUUUAAAAGUCCACAGACUCCUUUGACUGGCAGCUGGAUUGAAACAGCAGAGCCCCUUUGAUUUCUCAAACGUAUUCUUUAGAGCAAGAUUCUGACCUGUGAGUGGCAUUUCACCAGUCUUUUCUAAAUGGCACAUUGCAGUUUCUUUUUUUAAAACAAAAAAACUGCUGAAAAGAAGUACACCAAUAUAGGAAAAUAACCCAAGUUGGAUAUCUGUGUGAUGAGGCUUGUCCGCUGUAACACAUACUGUAAAGGAAGAGAAAAUAGUUUGCAUCCUUUGGCUUUUUGUUCUUUUUUUCUUUUAAGAAGACAACAACAACCCAAAAGCAGCUGUGGGGGAUGCAAAUUAGACUGAUGCAGUGGCCCUGAGGAAGGGAAUAUUUAAAUUGCCCCCCCCCCCCCGCUAUUUCUCCUAAAACAAAGUUGUCUCACUCUUUCAAAAACAAGGUACCGGUAGGUUUUUCAGGGAAUGGCAACUCAAGGCAUCCCAGUAGUUACUGCACCAGGGAUAGCUCCAAAUGAACAACAACUUGCGCCAACAAAGGCUGGAAGUGAACUGAGGUCUUAUGAGUCCACUUCUUCCAGGCUCCAUCCUUUAGGCCUGAAGACUGUGGCUCUUAAAGGGCCAACUCUCUGUGUCUGUACUGUAACCUCCUGAGUAGUGCCCUGUUGAGCAGCUAUGCUACUGUGAGAAGCACUCAAUUCCCCUGGCAAGUCAAAACUGGGGGACAGCCCCUGUGAGGGUCCCCACAGGCUCAGGCUCCAAUCCACCAGCGUCAGCAGCCUUCUCGAAUUCCUCAGCUAGCAGAACAGCAGACCUGGGCUCAGCCAGCUCUUCCUCUGCUGAGCUCAAGCCUGCGGCCAUGACAGUCAUGUGUGACAAAUGCAUAUCUUAACAUGUAGGUGCCUUUCCCUCCUUCCCAUAGAUUUUUUGCUAUCGUCAUCCACAAGUUCCUGCUCAUGAUGAUUAAAGAAUGUGGGGGUCAAAAACUAUUCCUCAGGCACUUUGAGAACGACCACUUCAAGAUAAGCACAGGCCCCUGCUGCUGCUGUUGCCUUUGCCUCCCACAUAUACGCAUCAAUAGGUGAGUUGGAAGGGCUUUGGUAUAAUCAAAGUGUUGUUAUUAUUAAAGGGAAAGGGUGUGGUUUAAAGUCAGCACAUUCACAUCAGUUUUGUUACACUGACAUACCACCUUCCUUCCAUUCUGGAACCCAAGGUAGCAUACCCCACUGGGCAGUGUUUUGGUUUCGAUCAUAUACUUAAAGGAAGCUCAAAUCCAAAUAUACCUGCAUAUCUGGACCGAGUGCUGCCUUGGAAUUCUUCUAGGAUGCAGAGAUUGGACUGCCAUCUUUUUACAGAUGCUCUAGCUCUGGAUUCUCUACACUGAGCAUGGGUUUGGAGUAGAUGGACUGCAAGAUCCACUCUGUUGGUCCUAAAACAAGAACAGACGUUUGCAAUAAGUUAGUUGAACCAGUGGGGGGCAAUAGACAGAAGGGCAACCUAUCCUCCCCUCACUGAUUACUUCUGUUUCCUCUUCAUGUUUUUAGUCAGCAUGAGUUAACAUGUGACCGUGCUAACUUAUUGACUCCAUAUGGGCCACAUGCAAAACCUUUGCUUAGAAUGGAGGAUCUAGACUGAAAAAAGAUGUGGGAAGUAGGUGGAAAGUCAGCUUCAGUCCAAGGGCGGCAUUCCCUUCUGAGCAACCUUCUGAGGGCCACAUGCCAGCGGUGGGUGGAGCCAGAGUCAAAUGUGGCCGUGGCAAUUAAUUGUACCUUUGUACAGCAGGCUAGUUUCUGCACACACACACCCAUCCCUCCCUAUCCUCCACCCAGACCAAUAAGAGGCACCAUCAGAGUUCAAUAACACAUUUCAGUGAGGCAGAAACACCCAGGGUGUGAUGCGGGGCCAGUGAGCGGGGUGGCCAGGGAAGAGUUCCUAGCACUAGGUAGAAAGAACUGGAGGACCACAUUUAGGCCCCAAGGCCUGAGGUUCCCUAUCCCUCUUUUAGAACCACUUCCUUGCUCUGAUUCACUGUCUUUGCGCCACAGAAUUAUUAAAAUAUGAAUAAUCCAUGGGAGAUUUGAUGACAGAAACCAUAUGUAACGCUAAAAUUCGGUGCUCCGCUCUACAGUAUUGUUGUGGCACCCCUUGCAGUGCAGCACCCAGUGUGGCCAAACUGGUUACACUACCCUAAAACCAUCUCUGAGGUAGCUGGGUAUGUUUAGCCUAGAGGAGACUGAGAAGAGAUAUGAUAGCCUUCUUCAAAUAACUAAGCUGUCAAAUGGGGAAUGUAGCAAGCUUGUUUUCUCCUGCUCCAGAGGGUAGGAUGAGAAUCAAUGGCUUCAAGUUACAAGAAAGGAGAUUCAGACUAAACAUUCUGAUUGUAAGAACUUUCUGACAGUAUGAGCUGUUUGACAAUGGAACAGACUCCCACAAGAGGUGGUGGACUCUCCUUCCUUGGAGGUUUUUAGGCAGAGGUUGGCUGGCCAUCUGUCAUGCAUGAUCUAGUUGAGAUUCCUGCAUUGCAGGGAUUGGACUAGAUGAGAUUCGGGGUCCCUUCCAACUCUGCAAUUCUAUGAUUCUAUGAUUCUAUUUAUUAUUUGGUCCUUAGAUUGACAGAGGGUAGAGAUAUCACUGAAGCUUGCAUGUUCUCAGACAGUUCCUUCGCUUCUUCAAGAAAGCAGAAAGAGGUGAUCUGCCAGCUCAUUUGUACACUCGUUUGUACUGUUUAUAGUUCUGUAAUUAUUUGCAGGAGUAAAAUUGCCACUAUAAUUAUAUCAUUAUUAUGCAAUUAUGGCUGUAUUAAUUGAGCAAUUAUAUUAAGCCAAAGUUCAUUAAUAUAGCACAGAGUACAUUAUAUAGCAGCUUGCCUUCAUUAAUGAGAGUGUCUGAGGUGGAAAGAGAAGGAGGUUGGAUAUCUGAAUAAAGAGAGGAAGGAAAGAAAGAUGUAAUGGGGGGUGGGGGUGGGGUUGGCGUUGGGUAGGGAUAUUUACUACUCAGAUUGUCCAAGGCAAAAGCCCAAUACGUGUCAGUGGAUCAAGAUUACCACCUCUAUCUCCUUUGAGAUUAUGAAUUUGUCCUUCCCCCCUUUUUUUUAUUUGGCAGGCGAACACUAUUUUUACUGAAGCUGGGGACUUUCCAGUUUGCAUUCCUCCGCCCUGUGCUAAUGUUUCUAUCAAUAGUACUUUGGACCAAUGGAAACUACAGUCCCUCUGAUGUAAGCAAAGGUUUGAAGAAUUUAUUGAAACUUAAUAAAGGAUGAUAAGAAAUACCUGUACACCUAAAACUGUUUUGAACUAAAACAGUUUUGAACUAAAACCAGUCAGAAUGUACUGUAGGCAUAAAUCACCAUGGUCUUGCUAUGCUAUGACACAGAAUACAAACAUAGAAUAAAAAGAACUAAAAAGCUGUAAUAACAGUAGAAAACCAACUAAAUAUAGGUUUUUAAAUAAUUCAAAAUAAAUACCUAGGGCAGAGACCUUUCCAUUCCACUGGAAAAGCUAAUUGAAACAAACAUGUCUUUAGCUGACCUGCUUAGUUACUGGCAGACGCAUGGAACAGAGACAAACUACUGUAGGCAAUGUUACAUGUGUGAUGGCAUUUAAUAGGGGGAAACCUCCGGGAGGCAAAUGUGGCCCUCCUAGCUUCUCUCGCUGGCCCCUGGAACUCUCCUAAGUCACAUCCCCUCUCCCAAGCCACACCCCUCACAGGCCUUGCUUGUGUUUUGGCUGGAAUUGAACUCUGAUGAAGCCUCUUGCUUGUCUGAACAGAGCACAGAGUGUGGUGCAUGUGUAAAAACUACUUUACAAAGGUAAAAUUUGUAUUUGUUGCCAUAACCACCGUUGCCCCCAGCCCCAGUCCCACCCACCACUCAUAUGUGAGCCCCAGAAGGUUGCUGGAAAAGGUUCCCUACUCCAGAAAUUGGAGCAGGGAGGAGGGAAUUGGUGUUGGGGAAAGACGUGGAGAUGAGUGGUUUUUUAACCUUCCCCAACAACUUGAAUGUAUUGAUUUCAAUAGGUCUGCUCUGAGGGUGGUGUGGAUGCUUUUGGUGCUGCUGAGUGUGUAUAUGAGUUAUACAAAUAAGUUUGUUCUGGAAGCAGAAAAGGACCUGCUGUGGAAUAUAAUCUGUGUAUCUGUUCAAUGUACCUUUUCAGUUAUCUCCCAACGGAGCUGCCAUAUGGAUUAACUGCUUCAUAGGUGUCCUUACUAUCAUUGCCCUGUGGCCAAUCGGAAUCAUGUUCCAACGAGUCCGCGCUCUCCUUAACUGCAAGAAGAUUAUCCCUAAAUUUGCACUUUAUCAGGUGAGAUAGUUAAGACUACAUUGCAGGCCUUCAUUUGAAAUGGUUCUGGAAGACAGCUCUAUAGUCAGGUGCUGCAAACCUAAAAGAGGAAUUCAAGAUCAAAGACUUUAUUACUUAAAGCCUUUGAAGUAUGAAAGGUCUUCUUUGUAGCUAACUCCUAUUUUGUGAUAGCUUCUUUCAACGCUUUUGGGUGACAAUGGAGAACUGAGCAAUAUUUAGAGUUUUCAGCCUUCCUAAAGUUUUGGGUGGUAAAAGUGCAGCGCACACAGAGUUCCUUUUCCCUGCAUGGAAGGAAGUGGUGUAGAACAAAGACAUAUCCUGUGAUACAAGACUAAAGCCCAGGGCGUACUUCUAAAGACCAUGGUAGGUACUGGUAAAAAUAUGAUUGUUUAAAUGGUUUCAGAGCACCACAGUUUAUUUUGUGCUGUUUCUCCUAUAUAUGUCAAAUUCAAUUGAGUUAUAUGGGAUCUACUCCCAUGUCAGAGUGUGUAGGGAUGCUAAUUUGUCCCAUUGAUGGAACCUAAAUUCAACUUAGUUGGACCCAACCCACAAUUUCUUUUUAACUGCCCCAAUAUGCAAAGGAGAGAGCUGGUGUAAAGGGGUGGACUGGGGAGAAGAAUUUCAGAACCCUCCUGUACUAUAAUACUUUCUAGGUGACCUGGUUUUAAGGCAAUCAGUAUCUUACUUCCCAAGAAUGUUGGAAUGAUAAAUCAAGCAGUGGAAAAGCCGUGCAUGCUGUCUUGAGCCACUAGGAAGAAGGACUGGGGAAGUGGGGGAAUGUAGCCAAUAAAUAAAAAACCUCACUUCUCUUCAUGCAAGUGUGCGCAUGCGCGCGCGCACACACACACACACACACACACACACACACACACCUGUUUCAUUGGCUCCUGACAAACUGAUCCAUGCCCCAUGGCUCUGAUUCUGCUGGCUUUAAGCCUGGGCAGUCCAUUGCUGAGUGUGCUCUUAUAAGGGACUUUAGUUCUCCUUCUAGCUUACCCUGUUCCACUGCAAGGUGAGUACCAUGGCAGUCAGCCACGCCUCCUCCUCCCAAUAACAUGGUGGACACAGGAGAUGGCAGUUUCUGGGCUGCCUCUCUGCCUCUCAAGACAAAUCUUCGAAUCAAGUCCAUAAAAUUUGGUAAGUGCAAGUACGUUCUUCCCACCAAGGUGGAAGAAGUCUACACUGAGGGCAUAAUGCAGCUUUCUACAAUCAGGUAGCCUCCAGAUGUUUUGGUCCAACACAUCUGGAAGACACCCUAUUGGGGAAGGCUGGAGAAACAACAAAACAUUACAUAUAGGAAUGUGCAACUUGCCCCUCUCUUGGGCCAUCUAUUCUCUAGUUUACCCUUCAGGAUUCUUCUCCAUGGGCACCAUGUUCUUUCACCAGGAGAAAACAUGCACUAUGAGUAUUCAUCUUUCAACAUCAGCCUAAAUGCACGGCACCUUCCCCCUCAUGCUACUUCCAAACAGCGAACCUUCUGUGGUAUCAUCCCCCUCAUGGGGAUUUACCUCUUUAUUUUAAUUCAAGGUGGAAAAUGUAUAUAGUUUUCAUUGAAUCGCAUUCACUCUGCACUAAAAUGGGAUUUUUUUUCGCAUGACAAUUUUCUUUUUCUGUGUGUUUAUGUAGUUUGCCCUCAUUUUGAGUCAGCUCCAGGCAACCAUCAUCAACAUAUUGGCUAUGGAAGGGGUAAUUGCGUGUGUGCCUCCACUUUCUUCUUCAGCAAGAGGAGCAUGUAAGUUGCUUGGAUUUCAGUUUCUAUGACAGGCUAAAGUGGGUUCAUUUCUAUAUUCACUUAUAAUGUAUUCCACCUCUGUAAAUUAUGUAUUCCGCCUCUGCAGGGCCACUGUAAAAGUCCAACUGUCAUUGAGAUCAUGACAUCUGAUGCUCCAUGUAUUACCCAUUCCAACAGUUGUCCACUACAAGAGUUUAAUGAAAGCAAGUUUGAGCCCACCUUAUUUUCAUUCCUGGUCCUUAAACCUCUUACUCUUUUGUUCCCUUUCGAUUUGCCAGAUAUGGACCAACAGCUACUCAUUAUGGAAAUGUUUCUCAUCACUCUGAUCUCACGAGUCGUCUACAGGAAAGGAAACGAUGACCUGGAGCUUCCAGUGGUUUCAGACCAGGAAACUAAGGGAAACAAACAGAACAGCAGGAUCAGUGUGGAGGGCAACAUUUUUUAA